CAGUCCGGUGUCUCAGUCCAGCAGCAGCAGCAGAGCAACACCACUCAGUUUAUCGCACCUUUUAAUUAACCUGCGGAUGGAUUUAAAUGAAGGGGAGCCGAAGAUUCACCUGUGGGACUACGGAGCGGCUGUAAACUCUUCUAAAUGAUUCUGAUCGGACUUUACCUGCCGGGUUCCAGCCUUGCAUUUAAUCUGAAUUAGACUCCUGACCAGUUUGGCCUUGUUCUGCUCAUUGUGGAUUAUGUGGAUUAUUACCUCUUCAGUUUAGGCUCCUCUUUGGGUUUUUAAACCCGUUGUGAACCACAUGGAGGAGUGACAGCACACCGACGUUUGACAGGUGAACACGUUUAAACGUAAGUUUGAUGCAGAAAGACAGAUGAUGGACACGUUGGCUUUGAAUCAUGGAAUAUUUUCUAUAACGCAUUUUUAAACUUUUAAAACGCGACUUCUCCUGCAGCUCACCCCCCUGAAAGACAAGCAGCCCGCGCCGAGACCGAGCUGUUGGGCUGCGGGAAGCGUUUGUCGAGAAAACGUGCGUGAAUCUGGACACAUUUUUGGACAUUUUCUCCCGUCCAGAGGAGUAAAAACAGAUUUUACGGUUGCUGUCAUAUAGUGAGAGAACAGCGCGCGCGGCUCACUCCCUGCAGGGGGGGCGGGGGCGCACGCGCCGGGCAUGUUUGGCACGGGUGGUUAUAGUUUAACGCCUCUCCCGUUUAAAAUCACCAAACUUACAAACAACAUGAAGAGGAAAGCAGACACCCGCUGAGUUAACAGGUAUAAAUUAUUCAGCUGUGGUGGAAGUGGACUACCUGCUGGGGAGAGGAUGGCCUUUUGGAAGGAGGGCAGCACUCUCUUGCUGGUUCUGUUGGUUCUGCUCGACCUACAGCCGGUCACCGGGCGAUCAUCUCGACACCGCAGCUUGAGGCGUCAGACUCGAGGGCACCAUGAACACCGGGCGUACCAGAACAUCACGUUGGCUGUCAUUUUACCACAGAGCAACACGCAUUACCCUUGGGCUUGGCCUCGCAUCGGUCCCGCCCUGGAGCGGGCCGUCAAAACCGUCAACGCGGACCCCACCCUGCUCCCCGACCACCACCUCACUUAUGCUUUCAAGAACAGUGAAGACAAGGACGGCAUCUGCUCCGAGUCCGUCGCCCCGCUCAUGGCUGUGGACCUUAAACUUGCGUACGACCCGUGGGCUUUCAUUGGGCCUGGCUGCUCCUACACGUCCUCCCCCGUUGGCCUCUUCACCACCCACUGGGACGUUCCCAUGGUUACUGCGGGCGCCCCGGCCGUGGCCUUUUACGGUGGAGUCUACCCGUCCAUCACCAACACAGGCCCUACCCACAAGAAGCUUGGGAAGUUUGCCCUGCGGAUCUGUGAGCACUUUGGGUGGCGGGAGCACGUGAUGCUCAUGUUCAAUGACAACAAGGUGGAUGAUCGGCCAUGUUACUUUGCCGUGGAGGGUUUGUACACGGAGCUGAAGAGCAUCAACAUCACCCUCAUCGACAGAGUGUUCGAAGAGAACAAGCCGCCAGUCAACUACUCUCAAAUCCUCACCGACAUUCAGAAUGACGGCCGUGUUUUGUUUGUCUGCUGCUCACCUGACGUCUUCAGGAAGUUGAUGGUUCAGUUUCGGCAGACAGAUCUUCCUCAUGAGCAGUACGUCUUCUUCUACAUCGACGUGUUCGGAGACAGUCUGAACUCCAAACAUGGACAGCCGUGCCGUGGGGACGAGGACGAUGCCAUCGCCAAGGAGGCCUUCCAGAGUGUGAAGAUCCUGACGUACCGAGAGCCUCAGAACCGCGAGUACAGAGAGUUUGUCGACAACCUGAAGACAGACGCCAGGAAAAUGUUCAACUACACCAUCGAGGACUCACUGAUGAACAUCAUAGCAGGAGGUUUUUACGACGGCUUGAUGCUCUACACUCACGCUCUGAAUGAGACCAUGUCGAUGUCUGGCGGUCGGCCUCCGGGCAAAGUCGUCACCAAGAGGAUGUGGAAUCGAACCUUCCACGGUGUAACAGGACUGGUCCACCUGGACGAGAACGGAGACAGAGAGACAGACUUCGCCCUGUGGGACAUGAUCGACACCAACACCAGCGCCUUCCAGAUAGUUUUGGUGUACAACAGUUCAGAGGAGCAGCUGACGGCCAUCCCUGGAACAACACUGCACUGGCCGGGUGGAGUUUGUCCUCCUGACGUUCCUGUCUGUGGCUUCAAGCACGACAACCCCAUCUGCCUCGCGAGUCAGUGGACAAACCAAGAUCAAGUUCACUUCAGUCGUGCACAGAUGGUUUCCAUCGUGGUCUUCUUCAUCGUCACGAUGACCCUCACAGUCACCAUCUUCAUCUACAGGAGGAUGAAGCUGGAGAAGGAGCUGGUGGCUCAGCUCUGGAGGAUUUCCUGGGACGACGUCCAGAUGAGCAACCUGGACAAAGUGCUGCGCAGCGGCAGCAGGAUCACACUGUCACUGAGAGGCUCUAACUACGGCUCCCUAAUGACUGGAGAUGGAAACCUGCAGGUUUUUGCAAAGACUGGAUACUACAAGGGAAACAUCGUGGCCAUGAAAUACACCAACAGGAAACGCAUCGAGCUGAACAGGAAGGUCCUGUUUGAACUCAAACAUAUGCGAGACGUUCAGAACGAACAUCUGACCAGGUUCAUUGGAGCGUGCAUCGACCCCCCCAACACCUGUAUCAUCACAGAGUACUGUCCCAGAGGAAGUCUGCAGGACAUCUUGGAGAACGACAGCAUCACUCUGGACUGGAUGUUUAAAUAUUCUCUCAUCAACGACAUCGUCAAGGGCAUGGUGUUCCUCCACAACAGCGUCAUCGUCUCUCACGGUAAACUCAAGUCGUCAAACUGUGUCGUCGACAACCGCUUCGUCCUGAAGAUCACAGACUACGGUUUGUCCAGCUUUCGAUCUGACAGCGACUCAGGAAAAGACGCUCAUGCCUACUAUGCCCAGCGGUUGUGGAUGGCUCCAGAGCUGCUCAGGAUGGAUUCUCCUCCUCCUCAGGGAACUCAGAAAGGAGACGUCUACAGCUUCGGCAUCGUCCUCCAGGAGGUGGCGCUGCGCCGGGGAGCCUUUUACCUGGAGGGAGACCCACUCAGCCCUAAAGAGAUCGUGGACCGGGUGGUUCUGGGCGAGUGGCCCUGCCUUAGACCGAGCAUCGACCCACAGAGUCACAGUCCUGAGCUGGGUCAGCUGAUGCAGCGCUGCUGGGCCGAGGAGCCGACAGAGAGACCAGAGUUCAACCACAUCCGCCUGCUGCUGCGCAAACAGAACAAGGAGUCGAGGACCAACAUCCUGGACAAUCUGCUGUCCCGUAUGGAGCAGUACGCCAACAACCUGGAGGAGCUGGUGGAGGAACGAACACAAGCUUAUCAUGAGGAGAAACGCAAGGCUGAAGCUCUACUGUACCAGAUACUACCACACUCAGUAGCGGAGCAGUUGAAGCGCGGUGAGACGGUUCAGGCGGAGGCCUUCGACUCCGUCACCAUCUACUUCAGUGACAUCGUGGGUUUCACUGCCAUCUCUGCAGAGAGCACACCAAUGGAGGUGGUGACUCUGCUGAAUGACCUCUACACCUGUUUCGAUGCCAUCAUUGACAACUUUGAUGUUUACAAGGUGGAGACCAUCGGCGACGCCUACAUGGUGGUGUCGGGGCUGCCGGUGAGGAACGGGAAGCUGCACGGCAGAGAGAUCACCCGUAUGGCCCUCGCCCUGCUGGACGCCGUCCGAACCUUCAAGAUCCGCCACCGACCAGAACAACAGCUGAAACUGAGGAUAGGAAUACACAGCGGUCCGGUGUGUGCAGGAGUGGUGGGUCUGAAGAUGCCACGUUACUGUCUGUUCGGUGACACCGUCAACACGUCGUCACGUAUGGAGUCCAGCGGAGAAGCGCUGAAGAUCCACGUGUCGGCGGCGACUCGCGACGUCCUGCUGGAGUUCAACUGCUUCCAGCUGGAGCUGAGAGGAGAGAUCGACAUCAAGGGCAAAGGGAAGAUGACCACCUAUUGGCUACUGGGAGAGAGCGACAGCCAAUGACAAAACGCCGCAGACAGGGGGACGACAGAGGACUGAGAGAGAGGGGGAUGAAGAAAGAAGAAGGAAACGAGGGAACAGAUGAGUGGAAAGAGGAAGGAACAGAGAGGAGGAGGAAAGGAAGUUAAGUUGUAAGGGAAGAAAGUGGAGACGGGAAGAGAAAAGGAGUUCAGGGAAGUGAAGCUGAUGAAGCAAAUGAAGUCGAGACGGUAUCCCACAGACGUCUCAGGUCCUCGUCAUCCUGCAGCAGAUCUGUCAGAGGACUCGUCUACUCCUGGUUGUUUUUUGAUUCCUGAACAGAAGAGACCUGGAAGGUUUCAGACUUGACAACACGGAGGAAAGUACUGGUACAUUCGCCACACACGAAGGAAAAAACUGCUCAACUAAAGGAAGGAGAAGGACAAGUAAACAAAAACACAGAUGCAGAAAAGAAGAUGAUGACAGAGGAGGAGCAGAGGGAAAACCUGGUCUGAAAGCUGCAGAAACAGGAAUCAAACUGUAUAAAUGAAGGGCUGGAACAUAAUGUAAAUAAAAGAACAGAGAGCUGCAAAGACAAAAAUAUUAACAGACUCUUUAUAUUCUGUGUUCCAGAUCUUGUCUUGAACAGCCCAGAAUCAGGCGUUAUUUAGCCCCGUGGGGGACUGUCUCAUCCACUGCGUGGGAGUCCCGGAUGAUCCCACAGAAACGAGGUGGGGAAGUUAACCAGAUGUACAUUUACCAAAACAACCAGUUAGUCUUCAUCCUUUAAGUCUUGUAAAACUGAAAAAUACUGUUUCAAAACCCUUCCGAUAAAGUAUUAAUCUCACCAUUGGGUCGCUUGUCCAGGUACGUUUUGUAGUGCCACACUGGAAAACAAAAAAACACAAAGAUGAGGUGUUUAUCAUAAGUAUUUCAAACAGUAUUUUUCAGAGAAAAGACUUAAAGGAUGAAGACUAACUGGUUUAUGUGGCAAAUGCGCACAGCUGCUUCCCCUAGCUCUUCAGAUUAACUGCGGCAGGGCUCAUUUAAAUUUGUCGUGUUAGUAAACACCACGCUAAAUUGAAACAUGAUGGCUAACUUUGCAAAGUUAGUGCGUCCGAAAAACCGGCGUAAACAAAUGUUUCGCUUUGUUUUUAAAUAAAAAGUUGCAAUUUACAUGAAAUUUUGAUUUUGAAAUUCAAUUAGGAAGACUUCACAGAAGCCCGUUCUGUUUAAACUCUCAGUACAAUGAAACGAUUGUUUCAUGUUUAAGUUCAGCCAGGCAGCACUGCAGCAGUCUGAGGAGUUAAAACACGUCUGCAGGGAGGACUGUUGGGGAUCAAAACUGUGACACCCCAGGUAUAAUUCUCUGCUCAGACGCCUUCCUGAUCUCUUAACAGUGGACUCUCACACCCCGAGCAGCAAAUGGGACGAACGUAGCGGAGCUGUUAGUGGGGCAGAAUAUUUUCUUGUAGAUUUCAUAGAUUCAUGAACUGAAAAAGCCUCAAAAUGUUAAUGUCUUAACUUAUGAAAACCGCUGAUAUUUUUAUAUAGUGCCAUUACAUGUGUAUUACAUGUGGAGAGUAACAGUUUUAGAAUAUACAUCUAAUUUUGGGAAAAUGAUCAUUAACUAAAGCUCAUCAUUGUGUAUCUCUGAAGAGAUUCCGGUCAUCACAGGUCAACUCAGUGUGUUCAUCAGUAACCUGCUCAUUUAAAGAGUCACAGAUUCUGUUCGUUUUGUGCUGUCAAUCAUUUUGUGAGAUCAGUUUGAACUAUCUUGUUUUCACUCGAUGUUGCACUUCCCCCCUGGUGCCAUUUUGCUUCCCUGCAUUCGACUAAAGGUUAGCUUCAGUUCAAGUGGGGAUUCAGAAAAGUGAAAAUGAGCCAUUUGUUUUUACUGGGGAUCAAACCAGCGGUGUGUGUUUGUUUGUUUGGACUGACCUGUAGUGGCCUGAAUAAAGUGGUGUGCAGAG
This is a messenger RNA of Siniperca chuatsi (mandarin fish), 5982 nucleotides long. Its product is annotated as atrial natriuretic peptide receptor 1-like. Gene Ontology annotation, biological process: receptor guanylyl cyclase signaling pathway; protein phosphorylation; cGMP biosynthetic process. NCBI's taxonomy places the organism in Eukaryota, Metazoa, Chordata, Actinopteri, Centrarchiformes, Sinipercidae. The record is from RefSeq and is a predicted model, not a curated record. Gene Ontology annotation, cellular component: membrane. Gene Ontology annotation, molecular function: peptide receptor activity; ATP binding; guanylate cyclase activity.